Xiphophorus couchianus (Monterrey platyfish) is the source of this 5674-nucleotide messenger RNA. It is a transcript of the gene tjap1, whose product is annotated as tight junction associated protein 1 (peripheral). Bases 365 to 3082 code for a protein of 905 amino acids. Gene Ontology annotation, biological process: Golgi organization. The transcript has 11 exons. The record is from RefSeq and is a predicted model, not a curated record. Gene Ontology annotation, cellular component: trans-Golgi network. NCBI's taxonomy places the organism in Eukaryota, Metazoa, Chordata, Actinopteri, Cyprinodontiformes, Poeciliidae.
AUUCCUGAGGAUUACCCAUCAUGCCCCGCGGGUAAAGAUGGCAGCAGAUCAACUUUUCCCGGAGCUCUGAGCGGAUUCUAUCUCCAGUAACGGAGCUCCUCCCCGGGCCGCUGCUGCUCUCACUGACCGCCGUCAGGCUGCCCUGCCCGCAGCGCUACUACCGGGAGUCGGAUCGGUCCGGAGACCCCCGCUCCUGCUCUCCCAGCCGGAGGAAGGACCGCGGACCUCGGGCUGAAGUUUGUCUACCCUCGGCGGAGCCGCCCCGAGCCGCGCUGGGCCGCGCUGACCGCCGCUCAGGUUAUCGGAUCAGAACACAGAAGAGGAUCCAACCAGAGGAUGAAGAGUUCCAGGUGUGAUCCUUUCUAUGGAUGAAGUCUCUUCUGGAACCGUUCACAGCUCAGGACCGCAGACCCGACCGGAACCAGCAGGCAGGAUGGCGAGCGCCGGCCCGGCCAGGAAGCCGUACCGCAAGGCUCCGCCGCAGCACCGCGAGACGCGCCACGGCCUGACCCCUGCCUCGCCGCCGCCCGCCCAGCGGCCCGACCUCAGCCAGGUAACCCCGUCCCCGCAGCGCCGUGAACAGGCCCCGCCCCCCUCCGACAGCGAGCCUGACGUCUCCAGCCUGUCCAGCCUGGAGCUCUACGUGCUGCCGCCGCCGCCCUUCAGGAGCUCCGCCCACCGGCCUGAACGCCACGCCGCCAGUCAGAGAAGGGGAGGUCACCUAGGCUCCGCCCACUCCAGGAGACGUUCCCCGGUGCGGCACCGCCCCAGCUGGACCCAGCGGGCCGCCCCUGCCCGUGGCGCCGCCCCCAAAGGCAUCCUGAAGCAGCCGGCCGCCGUGGGGGCGGAGCCAACCUACGACACGCUCAGGAAGUCAAAGUCGGUGGAGCUGCUGGGUGACGGGCGGCAGGGGGCGGAGCAUCGGGGGCCGCCCUCGCUGCAGUCGCUGGCCCCGUCCUCCUCCGCCCGCACCGCCUGGAACUGGAGGAUGCAGGUUCUGGAGGAGAAGGUCCGGUUCUCCAGCUUCCUGGACGAGAUCACCUGCCGUGUCUUAAGCCCCGCCCGCCUCGCGCAGCUUGGCAGGCCGCCCGCAGACCUUAGAGGCUCCGCCCACCAGCACGGCUGCCGUCCCGACGCCGGCCGACGGUCCACAGACCGGACCCGGCGCUGGGACGGCUGGGUGGCGUCGAUACGGCGACCCGACGGCUGGAACCAGCCUCUGGAGAGGGCGGGGUGCGGUGACAUCACACGGGGGGCGGAGCUUAGAAAGGUGACUGAGGUCAGGCAGAGACCCAGACCCCCCCUGUCCAGUCUGUCCCUGCUGUCCCACAUCAAGGAGGCGCUGUCGGACUCCGACAGGAUCAGAAUCCUCCAGCAGCAGAACGAGGACCUGCGGCACCGCCUGUCACUCUCCACCCACAAGAUGGAGGCCAUGGAGGCAGAGUUUGAGGGCAGCCGUCACUACAUGGAGGCGGAGCUCAGCCGGACCAGAGACGACCUGGACAAGAUGAGGGACAAGUUCCGCAGACUCCAGAACAGCUACACGGCGUCGCAGCGAGCCAAUCAGGACCUGGAGGAGAAGCUGCACGCUCUGCUACGGAAGGUGGAGAGGGACAAAAAAACGAUGGACCAGGAGAUCGUGGAGCUCACCAACAAACUUUUGGACGCUAAGAACACCAUAGACCGCCUGGAGGAACUCAACGAACGCUACAGGCAAGACUGCAACUUGGCCGUUCAGUUGCUCAAAUGCAACAAGUCCCACUUCAGGAACCACAAGUUUGCUGACCUGCCCUCGGAGCUGCAGGAAAUGCUCAACAAACACAUGAAGUCCAGCCUCCCGGAGCGAAGCCCCGCCCCCGGCGGCCAGGACCCGGACACGCUGAGCCUGACGCACGCCGACGUCGUGCCGACCUCCGUCAUCGCCCGCGUCCUGGAGAAACCCGAGCCGCUGGUUCUGAACUCGGCCCAGUCCAGCAGCUGUGGCCGGCCGGUAGCUGAGGACGUCUUUGUCCACGUGGACAUGACGGACCCGGCCGGCGCCGAGGCUCGGGAGGAUGGCGCCGGCCGGGAGGUGCCGCAGCACAACGGCUCCUGCCGCAGCCAGAGCAGCCUGGAUGAGGAGGCGGGCGGGGCUCCGGCCUUCGAGAAGCUCAACCCGUACCCUCCGCCGCCGCCGCCUCACCCGCUCUACCCGGGCCGCAAGGUCAUCGAGUUCUCGUCCGACGACAAGGUGAAGAUCCCCAAGAACUCACCGCUGCCCAACUGCACCUACGCCACAAGGCAGGCCAUCUCCCUCAGCCUUGUCCAGAACGACGACGAGCGGGUUGGCCCCGGAAGCCCUGCCCCUUCCUCCUCCUCCGGCGGCGGGGGCGGAGCCAACCAGCACACGCCGCCAUCACAGCGAGACGCCGCCAGCGAGCUGCUCUCCGCUCAGUCCAGCCCCUUCAGCAGCCCGCCACAGGCGCCGAGUGUGCCGGCCAGCUCCGCCAGCUCCGAGGAGGAUCUUCUCUCCAACUGGCAGCGGAUGUUUGUGGAGAAGAUGGCGCCCUCUAGCGAGGGCUCCGUGAUGCACCGCACCUCGUUCAGCAGCCAGACGGCGCAGGAGCUGCAGAGGCGGCGGCAGGCAGCAGGGGGCGGGGCCGGCUCAGAGCGCCACAGGGCGGCGUACUCGGACGGAGAGGAAGGCUCAUCAGCCCGCAGCUGGACGCCGAGCCGUGGCUCCAGUCUGGACACAGACACCGACACGGAGCCCCAGCCCGGCAGGAGGCGCUACGGCGACGGGAAUGGCCCCGAGGAGGCGGAGCUGCUGAUGGACUUAGAGGACGAAACCGGCAGCGCGGACACUGCUGUCACCGUGACGACCACGGACGCCCACGGGAAGACAGAGGAGGAUGACAGCUCGGCCGAAGAGAGAGACGUUCUUCCACGCGAGCUGCCCGCCAUCUCGCCCCGCCUCCUGGAGUUUGACCCCGCCCCCGGCCCACAGAGGCCAAUGAGGAGCCCCAAAAGGAUGGGCGUGCACCACCUGCACCGCAAGGACAGCCUGACCCGGGCCCAGGAGCAAGGCACGCUGCUGGACUGACCGUCGCCACGGAAACCCGACUGCAGGCCACGCCCAGGAAAUAGCCAUACUUGACGUACGCUGCCGAGCGCGCCACCUGGCGUCCAUCAAUUCCACUUCCUGUUUACACAAACAGAGAGGAUCCAGAAAAACUGGCCAUCCUUUAUUUUGACCCCUGGGGUCGACGACCCGGAGCCGCUCCACCAGUUGACCCCCUGGUUAUUUUUUUUACUUCCUGUUUUGUGAUGCGACAUCAUCAGGAAACCGUCAUCAGUGUUAGAAGGUGAACUUUGACCUGAGGUCCAGCCUGACCCGGUUCCUGAUUAUCGGGCCUGUUCUGGAUCGAUGUCGGAAACCCAGAAAUGUCUUGUUUCCCAAACAGAUGCUUUUAUUUUGAAAGAACAAAUUGGACAUGCUCAGACUCUCAGUGCCUCCAUCACUUCCUGUCCCAGAGGUUGUGAGUUUGAUGCUGGGCUCAAGUUAAAGGCUUUUAUUCUGACAUCUGUAGCUGCUGGUUUUCUGUCGCGUGUCCAGGCAGGUGAUUGGCUGGUGUUUAGCCCCGCCCCCGUCACCCCACACACUGAUUGUCUCACGGGGGGCGGGGUAGUGGGCGGAGCUCCAGCUCACCUGGAAUGUGACAUCACCGUUUUGUUUAUGAAAUCUGACGUUCUGAUUGGUCACCACUGAAUUUGUUUUGCUUUAUGAAUUCUACAGCAUCCUGUUGGUGCCAAAACACGGCUGGAGCUCCUCCUGGUGGUGACAGGAGAUAGUGCUGCUCUGUUUUUGGCACCUGAGGGAUUCCGUAGCCACCGGCGCUCGGCCUCUGCGGCGCCAGUCCGAAUGUGGACCCGCCUCCUCACAGCGCUGAUUGUGGCUCAUCGGACCAAGCAGCUGAUCACUGAAUGUUCUGAUGAGCGGUUCUGGCCGGAUCCGUCACUGAAUGUUCUCUCACCAGAACUUUUUCUGUUCUGAAUAUUCAGAAAUUAUUUUCAUAAAAACUGAAAUAUUUGGUUUAUUUUGAUUCUGGUUGAAUGUUUGUUGCUUCAGUCUGCGGUUCUGGAACAACCCGGCGGUUCUGGAACAACCCAGUUACAACUUCACACUUCAACCAUUUGGGUCCAGUUUUCUGUCCAGAUCUGAUCAGAACCUCUGUUCACUCUGAGGGUUCAGGUUCGUCGUCCUGAAGAACUCAGCAACCCAGGUCGGAGAGGUUCUGACCCAGUUCCUGAGGUCCAUUUCCAUCUGUGGACGGCAGAAGGUUCUGAUGCUCAGUUCUGAGGUCCAGUCUGUGUUCUGCUGAGUUCUGGUCCAAUUCCAUCAGGAUUUAGAACCCAGUCACCAUCAAGCUUAUUGGGUUUAAGCCCGGAUAGAACCGGUUCCAGUACCAGAACCGGAGCUGGGUUAGGGUUCUGGAUCAGAACCUUUUGACCCAAACAAAACCAGUCCAAACAAUUAGGUUCUGCUGCAGAGACAUCGGACCCUCCUCUUCCUCAGCUGCUGAUGAAUUAUUCACUCUUUUCCAUCUGGUUUGGUUCUGCUGGUUUUGAGGUUUUGGGUCGGCUGUGAGCCACCGGGUCACAUGCAGGAGGUUCUGUCCAGUCUGACCCUGAGCUGUUUCUGGGUUGGAACCAGAACCAGCAGAACUUCAGCUGCAGGUCCUCACAGAGACACAUGGACCCGCCUGACUGUGUGCUUAAUACGUCAUGAGCCCCACGAGGCUCAAAGACGAGUGUGUGUGUGUGUGUGUGUGUCCUUCCUCCAUCUUUAAUGACUCUUCCUCGUGAACAGAAGCAAGGCUCACCUUCAUCACUCCUCCUCUUCAUCCUCCUUCCUCCAUCUGUUUGACCUCUGACCUCCUGAUUAUGGGUUUAUUUCUCCUAUUGAUCGUCACUCAGAUUUAAUUAUUCAGUCUGAUGAAGGAUCAGAACCUUCUGGACCACAACCUUUGGUUCUGGAUUGGUUCUAAGAAUGUUAUCAGAUCCACAGACCUCAGCAGAGGACCGAGGUCACGACCCUGAGGAACGCUAACCGGAACCAGAACCUUCCUGUCCUCCUGAACCAAUGAGUCAAAGAUCCGUUUUAACUUUUUCUCAGAUUAAUAAAUAUAUUAACAAUCAGACUGAAAUUCAUCGGAUCGGCACCAGAAUGAUCCGGUUCAGCCACGUCUGAAUCGAUUGACCUGAAUUCCAUCAGAACCACUUCACUUAGUGAUCCGGGUCAGGAAGUUCUGGUUCUGGGAGUCUGCAGGUCAGAACUCAGUUUGACUCAUUUAGUAGUCUCCCUUUGACCUGGUCUCCAUGGAGAUUCUCCAGAACCAUCAGAACCUGAUAUAAACUUGGCAUGAAGUGAAGCGGUGCGUUCGGGCGCCUCCUGGUGCGUUCGGGCCCACUCUGAUGCUGAAUGAAGCUCUGACGGACCCUCAGAGCCAAGGCCCUCACCUGGGGUCAGGUGGACAUUGAUCAGGGGACUUUAGCCCCGCCUCCUCCAGGUGCUGCUCUCACCUGGCUGACCUCAGCGGUUUCUGCUCCAGAGAAAUCUCUGACUGUUAAACUGGUUUUAUUUUCUCAGUGUGAAACGAUGAUGUAUAUUUUAAAGCAAAUAAAAUAUUUUAAA